Molecule: messenger RNA, 579 nt
Organism: Staurois parvus
Lineage: Eukaryota; Metazoa; Chordata; Amphibia; Anura; Ranidae
Source: the annotation of a GenBank genome assembly
UUCCAAUCCCCUCCAUAUCAUGUGAUUCAGGUGUUCCAAUCCCCUCCCAAUCCUGUGAUUCAGGUGUCCCAAUCCCCUCCAUGGACACAGGUGUAUACAAUCCAUCCCCUAGGCAUGCAGACGGCUUCUACAAACAUUGGUGAAAGAAUGGGUCGCUCUCAGGAGCUCCGUGACUCCAAGCGUGGUCCCGUGAUAGGUGGCCACCUGGGCAAUAAGUCCAUCCGUGACAUUUCCUGGCUACUAAAUAUUCCACGCUCAACUGUUAGUGGGAUUAUAACAAAGUGGAAGCAACUGGGAACAACAGCCACUCAGCCAGCAAGUGGUAGGCCACGUCACAUGACAGGGCGGGGUCAGCGCAUGCUGAAGCGCACAGUGCGCAGAAGUCGCCAACUGUCUGCAGAGUCAAUAGCUAGAGACCUCCAAACUUGGUGUGGCCUUCAGAUGAGCCCAACAACAGUGCGUAGAGAGCUUCAUGGAAUGGGUUUCCAUGGCCGAGCAGCUGCAUCCAAGCCUUCCAUCACCAAGUGCAAUGCAAAGCGUCGGAUGCCGUGGCGUAAAGCACGCCGCCACUGGACUCUA